Messenger RNA from Arabidopsis arenosa, 1270 nucleotides. The record is from the annotation of a GenBank genome assembly. NCBI's taxonomy places the organism in Eukaryota, Viridiplantae, Streptophyta, Magnoliopsida, Brassicales, Brassicaceae.
UUUUAGUUUUAGGCGACAAAACCAAACAUCUCCUCAUCUCUACCAUGAUGUCACUCCACUCCUCCGCCAUUAAAGCCUCUCUCCACCGCUCGUUUCCUUCGUCGUUAAGAUCAACACUCUCUGUUUCCUUCUCUGCUGGAUCUCUUAUUCGGUUUCCCGCCGCUGGAAACCGCGUUCUCUCCGUAGUCGCUACCUCUGGAAGAGACUCCUCCAUGUCAUCAAACAAUGAUUCUCGCGGAUCAUCUUCAAAGGUUGCUGCUGAAUCUUUCUUCAGGAGUGUGUUAGGGCAGAUGGAGACUGUUUACCUAAAUCGAAACCCAACUCCUAAAUCCGUCUUGGAACUUGUUCGAUCCGUUGAUGAUGAGCAACUUUGCUAUGAUCAUCUCGCUUUCAGAACUUUUGGGAUUGGUGGUUAUGGGAUUGACUCGCUUGCAAGCUUUUUCCUUGACUAUGGGUAUACUCCAAUGGAUGAGCUCAAGUUUCCGGCUAAAAAGCUUAGAGCUCUGUGGUUUGCACCUCCUGAUGUUUCUGCUGUUCCUGGUGGAAGCGGCGUUAACGGUCCUUUACCAAGAGUUUUUAUCUCAGAGCUCCUUGUGGACCAGAUGAGUUCACAGACUCAGGAUGUGAUCAGAAAAUACACGGAAGCAUCGCCCAAUGGGAAAAAGUAUGCUGCUCUUUCAAGUGCUUUGGGUACUUUAACUUGGGAAAAGCCUCUGUCUUCUGAGUUUGAGCAAUUGGCUAGGGAAAGUGAAUACGCAGCAUGGACCCUUGUCAAUGGCUAUGCACUUAACCACGUCACAAUUUCUGUCCAUCGGCUUAAAUCUCAUCUAAACAAAAUCAAGAAGCUCAAUCAGUUCCUUGAAGAAAAAGGUAUCAAAUUGAACUCAGAAGGAGGAGUCCUCAAAGUUAGCCCUGAUGGUGGUUUGCAGCAAAGCUCAACUGUAGCAGAUUCGAUAUCUUUCAAGUUCUCUGAUGGAGUCACCAAAUCUAUCCCUUGUUCAUACAUUGAGUUUGCUGAACGCCUUGUGCUUCCCCAGUACCAAAAUGUCCCCGAAAGCGAGAUACGAGAGUCUCAUCGACGCGAUGGCUUUGAGGUUGGAAAUGCUGACAAGAUCUUCGAGAGCACAUUUCAGGAGCAGCUUUCUCGACGUACCGGGUGAUGGCAAAUAGCCACGGCUUUGGCAAUAUGUCAAUCAUGCCUCGUACAUAUAUGUAGCAAAUAAGAGCUGAAAUUGUUUGUAAUGUUGAUCAGUAAAGAUGCUAAUCCAAG